UUUGCCAUGUUAGAAGAUGGUUUUUUGGAAGAUGAUAUCUGGGAAUACAGAUCCAAAAGGAAACCAAAACCAGUGCAUCCAAAUAAUGACUUGGAAAAAAGCCCAAAAUCUGUUGAAAAGACAACAGAUGGGAAAUACAAGUCAAAACGAAGCAGGAAUAAAAAAGGACGGAAAAGAACUGUGGAAGCUAAGGAGAAUGCAAAGAACAAUGAGGUGUUCCCUGGGGGAACACAUAGUAAGACGUCUAUGGCUUCAGAUCAGGACUCAAGUUGUGGAGAGAGUAUUCAGCUGUCCCAAGAAAAGACCACCACUCCGGUAAAGACCUGUAGAACUCAUAAAAACAAACAGGUAUCCUCAAAGAUACGUCCGGUUUAUGAUGGAUACUGUCCCAAUUGUCAGAUGCCUUUUUCUGCAUUGCUUGGUCAAACACCUCGAUGGCACGUUUUUGAAUGUUUGGAUUCUCCUCAGAUCUCUGAAACAGAGUGUCCUGAUGGUCUUCUGUGUACCUCAACAAUCCCUUCACAUUACAAGAGAUAUGCUCACCUCCUGCUAGCUCAGAGUAGGGCAGGUACUAAUUCUUUUGGCAGCCCACCAUGUACGACAGAUGGUCAUUUGAAUUGUUCCAGUGAGACUGAGUCAGGCUUUCUCGGUAACCUUGAGAAAUGGUGGUCUCCAAAUCCACAGAAACAAACUGAGAACUUAAAAGGUGUUUCAGGGGACCCCUGUUUGAUGACCCAAGGUGGAAGAAGAUCUCAGUCUGCAACUGACGCUGACCAAAAGGCUUCCUUUCCUACCAAGAUUGAGAAGUCCCAGAGAGCUCUGCGAUUUUCUGAGUUUGUGAAUAACGACAAAGUGGUAGGAGCUGGGUUGCCUCGUGCUGAUGAAGAAUUAGACAGCUCAGAGCACAUCAAUUGGCUGCUGCCAGAAAAUGACUUUAGCAACUGUGAAAUCUCCUAUUCUCCACUUCAAAGUGAUGAAGAAACAUCUGAUGUGGUUGAAACGCUGGAUGAUUCACAACAGGAACUGUUUUUCACUGAAAACUCAAAAGAUAGAAACCUAGAGGAAGGUAGCAAUAGCUGUAUUCACUUUACCAAACUCCCGGGUCCCUCGCUGAAGGGACAGGAAGAGAGCCGCCCCCAAGUGUCUGGCUUCGUAACUCAGCAUCAGUAUAAUGAAGAAUUGUAUAAAUGCCAUGCUCUAACUGAUUUAUCUCAACUGAUUUCCCAAAACAAUGAGAGUAUUCUUUCAUGUGAUGAUCCAGCAUAUAAUAGUGAUUCUUUUCUGUUGUCGCCACCUGCACUAGCAGGGGAACUUGAUUCUUCUCAUUAUCUGACCACUAAAGCCAAACCUGAUGAGCCAACAUUUGGCUCAGCUCAAGCAAAUACACUGAAGCACGCAAUUGGAAAAUCAGCUGUUUACAGUCACGUUCAGCUUCCAUUAUUUGAAGGUGAAACGUCAAACCCUUUUAAAAUUCAGGGAAAAGAGGAUCUUUCUUUCCAUCCAAACCGAAGUAAAACGAUAGAAUUAUCAAGUGAAAACUUUAAUGGUAAGAAAAAUGCGAAGUCAGUCCAUUUUCGCAGAGAAGUAUUAGAUGGCAGAUUAGACAGCAAUGUUUCGGUUUUAAAUAGAAAGAAUUUACCUAGUACACCUACUGCUGCUACGGUUGCGAAAAUAGUGCCAUCUGGUCCUAGUGCUGGACAUUCUUCUAACAAGGUAAUGAAACAAAUGGAUAUAGGGGUGUAUUUUGGAUUACCACCCAAAAGGAAAGACGAGAAAUUGCCGCAGGAAAGUGCAUUAAAAGGGACGGACUCCAAUCCAGUGGUGAGUCCUAGUAGAAAGAGGUCCCAGCCGUGCAAACGCAAAGCAGAACACUCUUUAAGUGAUUUGGAAUUUGAUGCACAGAGUUUAAACGAGAGUCAGCUCCCUGUGGAAGUUUCUAGUGAGAGGUCACAACACCAAAGAAAGAGGCGUAAAAAGGCAGAUUCAGUACAGAGAGGAGCAUCUCAGAAGUCCGAUCACAUUAACAAUACCAGAUCUGGGACUGCCAACUUAAGUCAAGACAGCCUCUUCAUAAAAGCAGCCGACGGCAGGCAGCAGGAAAGAAGUACAGCAAUCCCAGAAUUAUCUAAUGCAAGAGGAUUAAGACAGAGGAAAUGUCCAUUCUAUAAGAAAAUACCUGGAACUGGCUUUACGGUUGACGCCUUUCAAUAUGGACCGAUUGAAGGCUGCACAGCCUAUUUCCUCACGCAUUUCCAUUCUGAUCACUAUGCUGGGUUGUCUAAAAACUUCACUUCUCCGCUGUAUUGUAGUGAGAUAACUGGCAAUUUGGUGAAGAGCAAGCUUCAUGUGCAAGAACAAUACAUCCAUCCAUUGCCAAUGGACACAGAAUGUCCAGUGAAUGGGGUCAGAGUUGUUUUGCUUGAUGCCAAUCACUGUCCAGGUGCGGUCAUGAUCCUUUUUUAUCUUCCUGAUGGGCCUGUCAUUUUACACACGGGAGACUUCAGGGCAGAUCCAUCCAUGGAACGCUCUCUUUUGGCAAACCAGAAAAUCCACACACUUUACUUGGAUACAACAUAUUGCAGCCCAGAGUAUUCCUUUCCGUCUCAGCAAGAAGUUAUCCAGUUUGCCAUCAACACUGCCUUUGAGGCUGUAACCCUAAACCCACGUGCUCUUGUGGUCUGUGGCACUUACUCCAUUGGAAAGGAGAAAGUCUUCCUUGCCAUUGCUGAUGUUUUGGGCUCAAAAGUUGGCAUGUCCCAAGAAAAGUAUUCAACAUUACAGUGUCUCAAUAUACCAGAAAUGAGUUCCCUCAUCACCACAGACAUGUGCAGUGCACUGGUUCAUAUUCUACCCAUGAUGCAAGUUAACUUUAAGGGUUUACAGCGGCAUUUGAAGAGGUGUGCUGGGAAAUAUAAUCAGAUCUUGGCCUUCCGACCUACAGGAUGGACCCACUGUAACAAGUUAACCAGUAUAGCAGAUCUCAUUCCCCAGACUAAAGGAAACAUCACAAUAUAUGGGAUUCCUUAUAGUGAACACAGCAGCUAUCUAGAAAUGAAACGUUUUGUCCAGUGGCUGAGGCCCCAGAAAAUCAUACCAACUGUAAAUGUAGGCACCUGGAAAGACAGGCGUGCUAUGGAGACCUAUUUUAGAGAAUGGAAAUUGGAAUCAGGAUAUUGA
Molecule: messenger RNA, 3177 nt
Organism: Chrysochloris asiatica (Cape golden mole)
Lineage: Eukaryota; Metazoa; Chordata; Mammalia; Afrosoricida; Chrysochloridae
Gene: DCLRE1A
Product: DNA cross-link repair 1A
Exons: 9
Coding region: 7-3177 (1056 amino acids)
Biological process (GO): protection from non-homologous end joining at telomere; interstrand cross-link repair; double-strand break repair via nonhomologous end joining
Molecular function (GO): damaged DNA binding; 5'-3' DNA exonuclease activity
Source: RefSeq, a predicted model, not a curated record